AUGUUCCCACCACCAGAUGUCGUCGUGGAAAACAUCGCACGAGAGAUCAGCAGGGGGUGGCGAAAGAGGGCGAAAAGAGAGGAAAGUUGGCGGGUAUCGGAUCAGGGGGGUUCAGGACGAAGUGGCCAGGAUUGCGCGAUCAUUAAGUCCGGUGUUGUACGACGAAGGAGGCUGUCGUCAAUCGCAGCCGAAAUCGAAGGCCAGUGUCCCGGAGUUGGACCAGCAGCCGCAGUGAACCUGACCGUGUCAGGAAGUGCCCGGAACCGUGCUACGUUCCGCGGACAGCGAAGAGCAGGAGCUGCUCGAGAUUUGGACAUCCCAGGACCUCUCGGGUUUACCCCAAGUUUCCCCCGUGAAACCCCGUUAGUUUUUGCCCUGGCCUUGCCAUAUCCGGCCCGGCAGACCAACCCCGAAACCACCAACCGUCAACCCGUUGGUCGGUGCGUCGCCAAGCCGCUACGUAACCUCCGUGUCCCAAACCCGGACAAUCCCGACGGAGGCGCUGCCUCGUCGAAGCCGGCAGCACCGUUACACGCGCAGGAAGGACACGGACGGCUGGCGAUAGGUCCGAGAAGCAGCAGCAGAAGUCGGAGGGUCCAUCCGACGACCAAGAAGCCACCCCCAUUGGCGUACUGCAGGAGGAGCUCAACGGUCAUCCGGACGGAACAACGACGACCGCAGUGCAGAUCGGGGCCCCGCAGCAGAUCAUCGGUGCACAAGGAAGUAGGAAGAAGGAUCGUGUGAGGUAGGAUCUAGGAAGUAAGGAAGUGGGAAGGGAGACGUGCUAGUGAGGAGUUAGGAAGUGUGCCCAAUAAACCGUCGACGGAACCCCGAGAAAUAAACGUAGUUUCCUUAGACGACUGCGAGUGUUUUCUUGGCCUAGCGUAACUUCGAGCGUCAUGCCGAUCCUGGGUUUUGAAGGAGAGUCCCAUCGGUAUCUGGCUCUACCCAUACUGGAAGCACAGCUCAGCAACCUCAAGUUGUUAUA
Messenger RNA from Culex pipiens pallens (northern house mosquito), 988 nucleotides. RefSeq lists its product as uncharacterized. The coding region runs from base 1 to 744 and encodes 247 amino acids. Lineage: Eukaryota; Metazoa; Arthropoda; Insecta; Diptera; Culicidae. The transcript has 3 exons. The record is from RefSeq and is a predicted model, not a curated record.